Messenger RNA from Ipomoea triloba (trilobed morning glory), 776 nucleotides. RefSeq lists its product as uncharacterized. The transcript is spliced from 4 exons. NCBI's taxonomy places the organism in Eukaryota, Viridiplantae, Streptophyta, Magnoliopsida, Solanales, Convolvulaceae. Bases 1 to 636 code for a protein of 211 amino acids. The record is from RefSeq and is a predicted model, not a curated record.
AUGGCAUUUUCCAGAGAAGUAGACAGAAGAAAGUGCAGAGUCUUAAGAUGGAUGAAAACCCUCUUCUUUCUGGCCACCAUGUUAGUUUCACUCCUCCUGUUAUCGGCGCCGGUUCUUCUCCUCAUCGCCGACGCCAUUCUCCCGUCCGCUCUGCUGUCGGCGGCGGCGCCGUCCAUUAUCUCCCUGCAAUCGCUCUCUUCUCACCUCAGCAACUACGACUUCCGCUACUCCCUCAUCGAUAUCCCCCUCAUUUCCAUCGUCCGCUCCGCCAUCAUUCUAUGUGUGUAUAGUUUGUGUGACGGUCCAAGGCUAUCAAGGGGACCAUAUUUGGGAAUUGCGACCAUAUGUUCGGUUUCAUCAUUGGUGUUUUUGUCACUGAAAGCUGGGUAUAUUUUUGGAAAUUAUUCGAGUUCAAGUCCAGGCUCAAAUAGAGAAAGAUUGGGUCAUACAGGAGUAGAUGUAGCGCUAUUUACAUGCUCAUUUCUGAUGGCGAUUGCACACAUCGUGAUGGCAUAUAGGAUCAAUUGUAGAGAGAGGAGGAAACUCCUCGUGUUCAAGAUUGAUAUCGAAACUGUCUCGGCAUGCAAGAAUGGAUUUUCAAGAUAUCCUAAAAUACUCCAAGAAAGACAAUUGUGAAAGAAAACAUUACAUACAUACCAACAUGUGGGUAUGUUUUUUGAGUGAUUCUUGGACCAGUCAAGUUUCCAGGUUUCAGGUUUCCCCAAAGGGGGAUCUGCAGCCUGAUUGGUCGGUCCAAAAAUUUAGUAUUAGCAAAC